This is a messenger RNA of Penicillium maclennaniae, 831 nucleotides long. Its product is annotated as putative mitochondrial inner membrane protease subunit Imp2. Lineage: Eukaryota; Fungi; Ascomycota; Eurotiomycetes; Eurotiales; Aspergillaceae. Gene Ontology annotation, cellular component: mitochondrial inner membrane peptidase complex. The coding region runs from base 1 to 831 and encodes 276 amino acids. Gene Ontology annotation, biological process: mitochondrial respiratory chain complex assembly. The record is from RefSeq and is a predicted model, not a curated record. The transcript is spliced from 2 exons. Gene Ontology annotation, molecular function: serine-type endopeptidase activity.
AUGCCACCCCCAAACCAACAACCCUCAAAGCCCAUGCGCAUCCUCGAUCCAUACGAGGCCAAGAGACUCUCCAAGAAACCCGCCACAGCAAACACCGGUCCAGAACUACAAAAAUAUCCCUCAUUAGCCGCGCACACCACUGCAGGCCCAAGCCUCGUGCGCAAACGCUUCCUCCCAACUUUCAUAUCCAGCAUACGCGAGCGCUAUGCCGCCCUCCCAACACCAGUCCGACGAACGUGUCGCGCGCUCCGAAUAUUCGGAACCCUCGUCCCAAUUGGCCUUUUCUUCUCCGAACACGUGGCGCGACUGAUGUGGGUGCGCGGGCCGUCAAUGACACCAUACCUAAACGAAGACUACGAGCAGACACAGACCAAGAGCGAUAUGAUACUAGUCAGUAUGUGGCCGUAUGGCGCGACAUGGCCGUGGCAAAGACAGAUAAAGAGACGCCUUGAGCGGGGAAUGGUGGUGACUUUCCGGUCACCGGCCAAUUCUUCGCAUGUCGCUAUCAAGCGCGUUGUUGGACUUCCUGGAGACCGGAUUACGACUCGGGAACCGUGCAUGAAACGCACUCAGAUUGUUCCCUUUAACCAUGUUUGGUUGGAGGGCGAUGCGGAGGAUCCGAAGAGGACGCUUGAUAGUAAUACUUACGGUCCGGUGAGUAUCAGUUUGAUCACAGGCCGAGUGGUCGGUGUGAUAUCCCCACGCUUCCGGUGGUUGAAGUGGCAGGAUUGGGAGGCAGGGAAGCUAGACGACGAGGAGAACUACCGACAGAAUGUGCGUGACCGGGUCUUGAAGGAAGCCGUCCGAAUGGAGGAGCCUGCAUUUGAGUGA